Colletotrichum navitas is the source of this 1976-nucleotide messenger RNA. RefSeq lists its product as uncharacterized. The transcript has 3 exons. The record is from RefSeq and is a predicted model, not a curated record. Gene Ontology annotation, molecular function: FAD binding. NCBI's taxonomy places the organism in Eukaryota, Fungi, Ascomycota, Sordariomycetes, Glomerellales, Glomerellaceae. The coding region runs from base 344 to 1702 and encodes 452 amino acids.
CGUAGAUGCAUAGUACGGAGUAAGCAAGCCGACAUAGUAAGGGAGCUACUCUAUGAAAAAUGGAGACAUUUUUGGGUGUGCUGCAGGCAAAAACGCUGUUAUGAAGUUGUUAGAGCUCCUCAGCAAUUGCAUAACAGCGUUCUUGCGUGCAGCACACAAAAAAUGUCUCCAUUUUCCAUAGAGUGGCUCGCUCACUAUGCAUGUACGUUACAGAUAAACGUCUAUAUAAAGAUUAGACUGUCGACACGUUUUCUACCGCCCUUGAUGUAUCUAUAACAAAGUCGCACUCUACAGACCCUCUCAAAUCAUAUUUCCCCAACAACCCUGACCUCAUUAAUUCGUUAUGAGCGCAGCUGCUUCCCCAGUCAUCGUGGUCGGCGGCGGGCCCGUCGGUAUGACUGCCGCCCACGCCCUCUCCAGAGCAGGCAUCGACUUCGUCCUGCUCGAGAGCCGAUCUACCAUUGUUCUGGACGCUGGAUCAAAUUUGGUCUUGUCACCAACUGGCCUCCGAGCUCUUAGCCAGUUCGGCAUUCUGCCUGCCUUGAACAAAGUCAGCUCCCCGCUUGCCAAGUUCAGGCGGUUUGACCAUCAGGGACGGAAUAUUGGAGACACCAUGUUUUUCACUUACGUCCAGCAGAACCAUGGUGAAUAUCCGCGAGUCAUCAGUCGCCAUGACCUGAUGCAGGUCCUUUGGGACUCUCUUCCCGCCGAGACUGCGUCGAAGUUGCAUACCAACAAGAAGGUGUCACACAUCCGCACAACUGAGACGGGAGUCGCCGUGCAUUGUGCAGACGGAACCUCAUACUUGGGGUCCAUGGUGAUUGGUGCCGAUGGCACUUACAGUGCCGUCCGAAAAUACAUCGACGCCAUGGCGAGCCAGGAUGAGGUGAAAGACGAAGCGGCUCAGAAGGCAGCAGGACAGGAGGAGCCUUUCCUCACCACCUAUCGCUGUCUCUGGGUCCGGUUCCCGAUGUUGCCUGGUGUUGUGGCCGGAGAUGCUAGCGAGUCUCAUGGGCCCCUGGCUACGACGCAGUAUUUUGCGGGCGAGGAAACAGCGGUCGUGGGCGUCUACGAGAAAUUGGAAGAGCCUACACGCCAUCCCCGCCGCUACACGGCCGACGAUGAAGCCGCUUUUGUAGCCAAGUGGGGCCAUCUGCCGCUGACCAACGGGGCCAGCCUGACUUUGCGCGAGGCUUACGCGCAGAAACAACAAUCAGGCCUUGUCAAUCUCGAGGAGGGAGUAGCCCCGAACUGGACCCACGGGGGUCGGGCUGUCCUUGUGGGCGACGCCGCCCACAAGUUCACGCCUUCGACCGGGGCUGGCUGCAAUAACGGCAUCAUCGAUGUUGUGGUCCUGGCUAACAAGCUGAACCAGGCCUUCGCCUCUUCCCAGGCUCCUUCCACCGACGAGCUUGCCACCGCGUUUCUCGAGUACCAAAACACUCGCCAGGAGGCAGUGGCGUCUACUUGCAGGCUAUCUGGCGGCGCAACGGCAACAGCAACCUGGGACACUUUUCUACUCAAAGUCCUGGACCUCUAUAUUUUCUCGCUUCAGCUGGUGCAAAAGUUAUUCGUCAACCGUAUCGCAAGUAUUGCAGCCAACACGCCGGUUUUCAACUAUAUCGAGGGCAAAGAGGAGAUUAAAGGGGCUGUCCCAUGGGCCUGUGCGAUACCGUCAUUUCAAUCGCAAAAGGGACUUUGACACUAAGCUUCUUUUCACAUAAAAGACUCCUGGUCUGUUGGAUUGUAUGUAAUAAUAAGCGCUGGGUGUAAUUACGGCUUAGAACAUAGAUUUUCAUGAUUUUUUGUGUUGCUUAGUAUUUAGCAGAAUCAAAGUGCAGGGUCUCCUAAUUCUAGGAAUACCUCUAUGUCAAAAGUUCAGACUAUAGCAAAGAAAGUCUUGUUAUAAGUACUUUACUUGUAAUGUGGCUCUUUGUAAAGAGGGAAAUAUCUAGUACCUUUAGCAUAGGUAAAAA